CCCACAGCCCCUCACUGUUGCAUCUCCAUGACCCACAGCCCUUCAAUGCCACGUCUCCAUGACCCACAGCCCCUCAAUGUUACAUCUCCAUGACCCACAGCCCCUCAGUGCCAUAUCUCCAUGACCCACAGCCCCUCAAUGUUACAUCUCCAUGACCCACAGCCCCUCAGUGCCUCAUCUCCAUGACCCACAGCCCUCAAUGCCACAUUGAUUUGUGUUCAUCCUCCCGCAGUUCUCUGGCCAAGACACUGCCCAGAACGCCAUGACCCUGGCGCACAACAUCGGCCACAGCUUGGGCUUCAAUCACGACGACGGGAAACGAUUCCAUCACAAAUCCUGUGCCUGCAACUGCACCCGCAGGGGGGGAUGCAUCAUGGGCUCAGCCCCGGGAUCUUGCAUGGCGUUCAGUAACUGCACUCUGAAGGAGUAUUACGAUGAAGUAAUAAGGAAGAGCAGACCUUGCCUGCUCGACAUGCCGACUAUAAAGUCACCCUUUUCUGAACUCUGCGGCAACGGCAUCCUGGAAAGGGGGGAGGAAUGCGACUGCGGCAACAACAAG
Coturnix japonica (Japanese quail) is the source of this 559-nucleotide messenger RNA. Lineage: Eukaryota; Metazoa; Chordata; Aves; Galliformes; Phasianidae. The record is from RefSeq and is a predicted model, not a curated record.